Molecule: messenger RNA, 2332 nt
Organism: Acanthopagrus latus (yellowfin seabream)
Lineage: Eukaryota; Metazoa; Chordata; Actinopteri; Spariformes; Sparidae
Gene: tspan11
Product: tetraspanin 11
Exons: 8
Coding region: 180-944 (254 amino acids)
Cellular component (GO): membrane
Source: RefSeq, a predicted model, not a curated record
CUGCACUCAAAGGCAGCAUCCUCACCAACCUGCCGUCGGACGCCCCGAGAGCAACAAGCUUGAGUGGACGAAACGCGCUCUGCUGCAGUGCCGUACACGCUUAUUUGACGGGAACUGCAUCGCCAGGAGGUUGUAUAUCUACAUUUAACGUCAGCCUGAAUUGAACUGAAGGGAGAAAGAUGUCAGCGGUUUAUAAAGAUGACCAGGAGGACUGGCUGACGGUGUGUCUCAAGUACCUGCUCUUUGUUUUCAACUUUCUGUUCUGGGUUGGUGGAGCAGCGGUUUUGGGUGUAGGAGUUUGGACGGUGCUGGAGAAGAGUGACUACUUGAGUCUGCUGGCCUCCAGCACUUUUGCUGUCUCGGCUUAUAUCCUCAUCCUGGCCGGCGGCCUGGUGGUGGUUACAGGCUUCUUGGGCUGCUGUGCCGUCAUCCGGGAACAGAGGAGCUGUCUUUCCAUGUACUUCUUCUGCCUGCUGGUGAUCUUCUUGAUUGAACUGGUGGCUGGAGUACUGGCUUAUGUCUAUUACCAGAGGCUGAGCGAGGAGCUGAAACAGCAUCUAAAUCAGACUAUGACGGAGAACUACGCCCAGCCAGGGAAGGAGGGCAUCACAUUAGCUGUGGACAGACUACAACAGGAUUUCAAGUGCUGUGGCAGCAACAGCUCCCACGAUUGGACAAUGAGCGUGUACAUUUUGUCAAAGCCGGCAGAAGGCAGGGUGGUGCCUGACAGCUGCUGCAAAACCAUCACCCCUCACUGUGGCAAGAGAGACCACCCCUCCAACAUCUACAAAGUGGAGGGUGGCUGCAUCACUAAGCUGGAGCAGUUUCUGGCAGACCACCUGUUGGUCAUUGGUGCUGUGGGAAUAGGAGUGGCUUGUCUGCAGAUCUGUGGAAUGGUGUUCACCAGCUGCUUGUACAGAAGGAUCAACGUGGAGCCUUACUGAGCAGGCCGGGCCCUCAAUGCACCACCUUCGACAGACAGAUGAAACAAUGACCUGCUGAUAUCUAACCUUCAACCUCUGAAUCUUGAACUCUGACCGGUGGAUCUUAACCGAGCGCAUAGGCACAAUUUAGGUCUAUAGCGGUCAGAAACAAAUUGCAACAGCCAGCCAGCCAGGCUGAUUUUUGGUUUUGCAUUGCACUUAUUUUACUUAUUUCCAGGCUCUCAUACAAGAAUUUCUCAUACCUGACCUUGAUCUUCUGGAACAAAAUGUCUGCUUGCAUCAUUGCCGUGACUUAGAUGCAUGCUUAAGUUUGAGCAGGACAAAAGAAAAGGGUCAAAUAUACUCAUAAUGUAUUCUGCUUUGUUCAGUGAAUGAUGAUAUAGACAGAUUUAUCAUGUUUUCACUGUGCAAAGAUUUAUCUCGUCUUUUUGGCCAUUCCAGUACUUUGAGUAAGCUGAGUAAGGGCACAGCGUCCACUGAAAGGUAAUUUAUGGUAGUGUCUUUGAGAACAUAUUGUGCCUCUUUCACGUUUCUGCUGGUAACUGAUUUGCAUUCAUUCUGUGCCUGAAAACAUUAAAAGGGAGCUGACAAUGCACUGUGACAGAUAGCAGCAAAAUAAGUCUAGUUUACUAUCUUAAUAUAUGUAUUUAGUUAUGUCUAUAUUCAUGAAGAUAGCAGCACUGAAUGUUGAACUGUAUUUAAAUAAACUGAACACAUGUAUGCCUACAAACAUUAAGACCUUCCCUCUUAAGUAUGGGGCAAAGUUUUUUCCAGUGGUUUCCAGAUACCUUAAUUUCUAACUCCACCUAGUGGUUGGCACAAGUUACACAAAAUACUGUGUGCUAUUAUAACCAUAUGCUGCAGUAAAGACGCUUAAAAGUACAAGACAGAUGGUAGAUUUAAACAUUAACACACGUUACCCUCUGUGAAUUUUAGGCUUAUUGUCAUACUUUCCUUGACACUCUAUGUUUUAAAUUCCCUACAGUGAAGAAGCUCACAUCUUUGAGAGCCAAAGAAAACGGUUGAAAGAGUUUUACUACCUAAUCUAUCACUUGCCUUCCCGUUUCCAACAGAUAUUCCAUAUGGACCACUGUAGAGGUGAUUAGUCUUGGCUUUGCUGUUGUUGAAUUUAAGUUAUUUUGAGGUCAAUUCGACCUUUUUCAUUGAAAUCCUUGCAACAGUACAACACCAUUGCCAAGACCCAGUACUCUGUGGAGGGACCUCCUAGAAAUUGUUUUCCCCACUGAUGAACUCACAAAUGAUGGGUGCUAAUGUAUGUCAAUGGUUGUUGAUGAGAUGAUUAUGUAACAUUGGCCUGUACUCCAACUACUGUCUGUGUUAUUCAAAAUAUUGAUAUGAAACUCCUAAAUAAAUGUUGCAUUAAGAAA